CGUACUUCCGGUUGCUGUCUUCCUGAGUGACGUCAUGAGAGCUUGAAACCGGUUGCCUUUCGAAAGGUUUUGCUGCUCAACAUAUAAACAAAACAAGUUUGGGCUUUUUUUGGGGUUGUACUUGCUAUUUAUAUGAACUAUUUACGCUUUAACAAAUACAUUCGUUGCUCAUUAACGUUCACAAUGAUUAUGCUAUGUUUUUCACUUGACACUUUGUGAGGAGAUCGUCAAGAAUAAUUGAGGAUGACCGCGGUGAAUUUGUCAUUCGCUGCUUGCGGGUUUCUGGGCAUCUACCACCUGGGAGCUGUGGAAGCCUUCCUGCGCCAUGGCGACAAGCUGCUGGCCUCCCUCAGAGCCUGUGCUGGGACCUCAGCUGGGGCUCUAGUAGCUGCUGUUAUGCUCACCGCUCCUGACAAAGUCAAGCACUGCAAAGACUUUACGUAUAAUUUAGCUACUGAUGUGAGACAACAGAGAUUUGGGGCCGUCACCCCAGGAUACAAUGUCUUGCUCAAGCUGCGGGAAGGGAUUGAAGAGAUGCUUCCUGCUGAUGCCCACAUUCUGGCAUCUGAUCGCCUUCAUGUCUCAUUGACGCAUUUCAAAAGCGGGAAGAACCACAUCGUGUCCGAGUUUAAGUCCAAAGAAGACCUCAUCAAGAGAGUGCAGUGCAAAACUGCGCACACAACAAGGAGACGAAGCAGAAGAACGAGGAAGAUACAGCCGUGGCGACGCCGACGACGAGCUCUCCUGGCUAGCAGCUUUGUGCCAAUCUAUGCUGGAUUCCAACCGGUGGACUUCCAAGGACAGAAGUGGAUUGAUGGCGGAUUCACUGAUAGCCUUCCGAUCCUGCCUGUGGGUCGAACCAUCACUGUGUCCCCGUUCGCUGGGCAGCAGAACGUGUGCCCUUUGCACAAGGGCAGUGAGUUUAAGACUCAACUUAGGUUGGCCAAUAUGAAAAUAAAUUUUUCUGUGGAAAACAUCAAACGCCUGAACCAGGCUUUGUUCCCGCCACCAACCUGCCGCAUGCAGUCCCUCUGUCAGGAAGGUUUUGAUGAUGCCAUGAGGUUCCUCAAACGGGAGGGUUGGAUAAGCUUGAGGAUUCAAUGAAACAUGGUUUCACAUUCAAUAACUGUGGAGGUUCUAGACCAGGGAUUGGAAACUGGCAGCUCCUUGAUCUGGCUCACUUCAAAAUAUUCUUUCAAACUCUGGGGUGAGCAAAAAAAAUGCAUUUUUGAAAAGAGUUCUUUAAAUUCUGACCCUUUUAGCACAUGAUUGUGUCCUGACUGGGGGGCAGGAGGAGUGCGUGAGCGCAAGAAAAAAGAAGCAAAAUCUUGGAAGCACAUGGUCUAAUUUUACAUGGACAGAAUCCUUUGUCUGUAAAAUAAAUAAAACAUGCUUAAAAGGUAA
Molecule: messenger RNA, 1404 nt
Organism: Nerophis ophidion (straightnose pipefish)
Lineage: Eukaryota; Metazoa; Chordata; Actinopteri; Syngnathiformes; Syngnathidae
Gene: pnpla4
Product: patatin-like phospholipase domain containing 4
Exons: 7
Coding region: 244-1104 (286 amino acids)
Biological process (GO): lipid homeostasis; triglyceride catabolic process
Cellular component (GO): membrane; lipid droplet; cytoplasm
Molecular function (GO): triacylglycerol lipase activity; retinyl-palmitate esterase activity
Source: RefSeq, a predicted model, not a curated record